AUGCCGGCCCUGGACGAUGGUUCAUUGUCUUUUCGAUCCGAUAGGGCUUCGAACGUGAUUAGAAUAUACGGGGGACGUGGACCGAUGAACAUGAACGCCAACAGCAAGCGAAGAAUUUCGGGCAAACAACGGUUCUCUACCGAAAAGCACAGUGACGACGAGCUACUCGCCCGAAGCGAGGUUGUGCAAGUGGAACUGAUGCCUCAAGAUGAUAACUGGGGAGAGAACACGACCUGCUUGACCGGCAACACGAGUGAGCAUUCAUGCUCAUACGAUGACAUCCGUCGACUGAAAGACUUUUCACAGGUGGAGGGCAUGAUGAUUCUCGGAUCUCGCUUUUUGCCCUGCUGCCGCUUUCCAUCCAUCAUCAUAUCGGUCGUUACCUGCAUGGCAUCCAUUUGUAGCCCGGCGGUGAUGGUGGCUCUGCCUAAGCUGUCUCAUCUGGCUGCUCGCACCAAUAUCACUUGGAACACGACCCCGUGCGGUAGCGACUGCGAAGGACUGUUGAUCAAUUUCUCUGUCAAAAUGGUCAUUUUCCUGUUCGGCUUAUGGGCUUUGUUCUUUCGGCGAUCAACCGAAAGCCUGCCGCGCUUGUUCAUUAGCCGGGCGUUUCUGCUCGCUUUUGUUUUCUUAGUCAUAUUCGCUUAUUGGCUGUUUUAUAUUGUCCGUAUUUUACAACCGGCAGAACCGAACUUUACAAGCAUCGUCACUUUUGCGCUAUCUUUUUUGGAUGCGCUAAUCUUUAUCCAUUAUCUAGCAUUGAUUAUUCUCGAAAUCCGUCACUUGAAGCCUGUCUUCAAAGUGCAUGUUGUCAGAUCACCGGAUGGCGUCGGUCGAACCUAUUCCCUCGGCUACGUCAGUGUCCAGCGCGCAGCCGCCAUCAUCUUGCAGAACUAUUACCGCGACUUCGCCAUUUACAAUCCAUAUUUGGAGGCACUGCCCACCCGGGGCAAGAAGGGCAGUUCAAAUAAGUUGCCUGUGACGUCGUUCAAAAUUUAUGACGUGGAUGCUGGCUCAGAAACCGUCAAUCCGCAGGACGUCAACACACAAGCGAUAAUUGCAGCCGCUGCUCGCAAGCGAGACGCCGGUCAUAACGAGCGCUUUUACGAAGAGCUGGAAUGGGAACGACGCGUGAAGAAACGGAAGGCGCGCUUAAUCACCGCCGUCGAGGAGUCGUUUGCGCACGUCAAACGAAUCGGCGAGGAUAAAGGUUUUUAA
Molecule: messenger RNA, 1218 nt
Organism: Soboliphyme baturini
Lineage: Eukaryota; Metazoa; Nematoda; Enoplea; Dioctophymatida; Soboliphymatidae
Source: the annotation of a GenBank genome assembly